Messenger RNA from Penicillium canescens, 1518 nucleotides. RefSeq names its product alpha-N-arabinofuranosidase. The transcript has 6 exons. The record is from RefSeq and is a predicted model, not a curated record. NCBI's taxonomy places the organism in Eukaryota, Fungi, Ascomycota, Eurotiomycetes, Eurotiales, Aspergillaceae. Bases 1 to 1518 code for a protein of 505 amino acids. Gene Ontology annotation, molecular function: alpha-L-arabinofuranosidase activity. Gene Ontology annotation, biological process: L-arabinose metabolic process; polysaccharide catabolic process.
AUGACUACCUUGACCAAGUUGGAAGAUCAUGAGACGCCUGUCAUCUCUGUCCAUCCGUCUCGGCGCAUCUCCAAGGUCAAUCCCAACAUCUAUGCCGGCUUUACUGAGCACAUGGGACGCUGCAUCUAUGGCGGCAUCUAUGACCCUGGUAAUCCGUUAUCCGACGAGAAAGGGUUUCGGACGGAUGUUCUGGAGGCGUUGAAGGGGCUCAACAUCCCUGUCGUCCGGUAUCCCGGUGGUAAUUUCUGCGCGACCUAUCACUGGCUUGAUGGUGUUGGCCCAAAGGACCAACGUCCAUCCAGACCUGAGCUUGCAUGGCUUGGAACUGAGACCAACCAAUUCGGUACCGACGAGUUCAUGCAGUGGUGUGAGGCUUUGGGAACUGAGCCUUACCUUUGCUUUAACUUUGGAACUGGUACUUUGGAUGAAGCUUUGGGUUGGGUUGAGUACUGCAAUGGAACUGGCAAUACAUACUAUGCCAACUUGCGACGGAAGAAUGGACGCGAGGAGCCUUACAACGUCAAAUACUGGGCCCUCGGAAACGAGACAUGGGGUCCCUGGCAAGUCGAGCAAAUGACCAAGGAAGCCUACGCCCACAAGGCUAUCCAAUGGGCCAAAGCCCUCAAGCUACUGGACCCCAGCCUCAUCCUGAUUCUCUGCGGUCAAGACGGCACCGCCUCGUGGGACUACUAUACCCUAAAGCACUGUCUCGUGCCAGCUCACUCAGCCCUCUCAACCAGCGCAGUUCCCCUAAUCGACAUGCACAGCAUCCACCUCUACACAUCUUCAUCAUCCCACCUGCCCAACGUAACAGCCCCCCUAGCAGCCGAGCGCGCCAUCGAAAUUACAUCUGCAUUGAUCGACCUCGCCCGCGCCGAGAACGGCGUCCCACCAGAACAACUCCGCCCAACAAUCUGCUUUGACGAGUGGAACGUAUGGGACCCGAUUCGCGCCGAGGGGAGCAAAGGCGCCGAAGAGAACUACAAUCUCUCAGACGCGCUAGCCGUUGCCGCCUGGCUGAAUGUGUUCAUCCGCAAGAGCAAGGACGUCGGCAUGGCUUGUAUUGCACAGACUGUGAAUGUCAUCUCGCCCUUGAUGACUAGCCCAGAGGGAAUCACUAAGCAGACGACUUGGUGGCCGCUUUAUCUGUUUUCACGCUAUAUGCGUGGCUGGACGAUUGCUAGUCAUGUUUCUUGUGGGACUUAUGAGGGUGAGACUUUGCCCAAGUGGAUUCGCAGUGCUAAGGAUACGCCUUGGUUGGAUGUUAGUGCUACGCUUGGUGAGGAUGGGUUUGUUAAUGUCGCUGUUGUGAAUAUUCAUGAUGAGAAGGAUUUGGAGAGUAAGGUUGAGGGCGCUACGGGUGAUGUGGCUGUGUUUACUGUUACUGGUGGUCAUUUGGCUGCUACUAAUAUGAACGGUGCGGAGGAAGUGCGUGUCGAGGAGACAAUUUGGAGUGGAAACGGGAAUUAUCUUUUCCCCAAGCACUCUCUUACUUUGCUCAGAUGGAAGGCUGAGUAG